Pipistrellus nathusii (Nathusius's pipistrelle) is the source of this 936-nucleotide messenger RNA. The record is from the annotation of a GenBank genome assembly. Lineage: Eukaryota; Metazoa; Chordata; Mammalia; Chiroptera; Vespertilionidae.
AUGAUGAAUAUGAAGGCUCGCUUAGCCGGUCUGGAGCGGAGUGUCUGUCUCGGCGGCUGCGCUCCUUCCAGAGCCCAAGGACCCGCAGCGGCGGCGCUGCCUCCCCUCGCCAACGACCCCCCAAAAGUUGGGAUGCUCUUCUUCACCCAGUGCUUUGGGGCCGUGUUAGAUCUCAUUCACCUGCGCUUUCAGCACUACAAGGCGAAGCGGGUGUUCUCCGCCGCGGGCCAACUUGUCUGCGUCGUCAACCCCACGCACAACCUGAAGUAUGUGUCCAACUGCCGCGCCGUCACUCAGAGCGCACCGGAGCCAGAUGGCUGCCCCCACCACCCCCUGGCCCACCGCCACCGCCAUCACCACGGGCACCGCCACCUGCGCCACCACGCCCACCCGCACCACCUCCACCACCAGCAGGCCGAGCUGCGUGCCAGCCGGGUGACGCCCUGCACCUGCCCCCUGUCCUCCUGCCCGUGGGAAGGCCGCCUGGAGGUGGUGGUGCCCCACCUGCGGCAGACGCACAGGGUGGAUAUCCUGCAGGGAGCCGAGAUCGUCUUCCUGGCCACGGACAUGCACCUCCCCGCCCCCGCGGACUGGAUCAUCGUGCACGCUUGCCUGGGCCACCACUUCCUGCUGGUGCUCAGGAAGCAGGAGAGGCACGAAGGGCACCCCCAGUUCUUUGCCACCAUGAUGCUGAUCGGGACCCCCACCCAGGCCGACUGCUUCACCUACCGCCUGGAGCUCAACAGGAACCACCGGCGCCUCAAGUGGGAGGCCACCCCCAGGUCCGUGCUCGAGUGUGUGGACUCGGUGAUCACCGACGGGGACUGCCUCGUCCUCAACACCUCGCUGGCACAGCUCUUCUCCGACAACGGCAGCCUUGCCAUCGGCAUCGCCAUCACUGCCACAGAGGGCUGCUCCUCAGACGCCGAGAUGUGA